CAUCCACCGCCCGCACCCCGCCCGCUCGCCCGCGCUGUCAAAAAUUCCAAAAAUGAGUGAAGAAUCACGAAAUAAAACUUUUUUAGGAUUUGAUUUUAGUACGCAAAGGUUAAAAGCCCUUGUAAUAGGUGAAGACUAUGGGGUGCUGCAGGAAGCAGAUGUGGAGUUCGAUGUUGACCUGCCAGAGUUCAGGACGUCAGGAGGCGUACUGCGCGGCGAGCGAGGUGAGGUGACGGCGCCACCGCUGCUGUGGGUGAAGGCGCUGGACAUGGUGAUGGACCGGCUGGUCGUCGCCGGCGUCGACUUCUCCACCAUCGAGGCUCUCUCGGGCGCUGCACAGCAACACGGCUCAGUAUGGUGGGCAAAGGGCGCAGAAGCGAAGCUGGGCAGCUUGUCUCCGGACGAGUUCCUGCACACUCAGCUAGCGUCCGCCUUCGUCGCGCAUGCGCCGGUGUGGAUGGACUCCAGCACCAGUGCCGACUGCCGCGUCUUAGAGGACGCUGUAGGGGGACCAGAGGAACUAGCCAAGAUAACGGGGUCGCGGGCGUACGAGCGGUUCACUGGCCCGCAGAUCCGCAAAAUGUACCGUACCAAGCCGCGUGUGUACCAGGCGACGGCGAGGGUGUCUCUGGUGUCGUCCUUCGCGGCCUCGCUGUUCCUCGGACGGAUAGCGCCGCUGGACCUCGCCGACGGCUCCGGGAUGAACCUGCUCGAUAUCCAUACUAAGACGUGGUGCCAGCAAGCCCUUAAGGCUUGCGGGGACGAGACCCUGGAAGACAAGUUGGGCUCCCCGGUGCCUACUGCCACGGACCUAGGUCCAGUGUGCAAGUACUUCGUCGACCGCUACGGCUUCCGUCCGGAAUGCCGCGUGGUGGCCUUCACCGGGGACAACUGUUCUGCGCUCGCUGGCCUACGUCUGCGCUCCGGCUGGGUAGGCCUCAGUCUAGGCACAAGUGACACUCUACUCCUAGGCCUGCAAACCGCGGGGGCCCCUCCCGCGGGCCACGUGCUAGUGGGCCCCACAUCUGAGGCCCCCUACAUGGCACUGUUGUGCUUCGCAAACGGGUCCCUAACCCGUCAGAAUCAUAGAGACAGACUGGCCGAGAAAAGUUGGGAUGCCUUUAACGAUUUACUGCGGGCAACGGUUAGAGGGAAUAUGGGAUAUAUGGGCAUCUACUACGACACGGCGGAGAUAGUCCCCCGCCGGCGGCCGGGCCGCUGGCUGGUGGAGGCGGGCGGGCGCAGUGUGGAGCGCCUGGCGCCGCAGUUCGAGGCGCGGGCGCUGCUAGAGGGACAGGCGCUGGCCAGGCGCGCCCACGCCGAGGACAUGGGGUUCACGCUCGACAAAUCGUCGCGAGUCAUCGCUACGGGCGGCGCGUCCGUCAACAAGGAACUGCUGCAGAUCUUCGCUGACGUGUUCAACACGCCCGUCUACGUGCAGGAACAACACGCGAACGCAGCGUUGCUGGGCGCGGCGAUGCGCGCAGCCGACGUGUGGAGCGCCAGCACGGGGGCGCGGCUGCCGGGGGCGGAGCCCGGCCUGGCCCCCGCCGCCGCGCCCUACCCCGGGGACGACGAGAUCUACACCCCCAUGCUGGCCCGGUACAGGGAACUGGUUAAAACUAUACCUACACUUGACUAGAUACAUCAUUCAUUAAGAAGCUGUAGAAUGACAAGGAUCUUUUGACACGUGGCCAUAUGGUUUUUUUUGUCGCGACUUAUUGUAGAUUUGCCGCAAAUAGCAAAUACUACACUACACUACUAUACUACUACACUAUUAUACUACUACUUGGCCGCUAUACUACUUGGCCGGACAAAUGUCGGAACUAGAGUCUGGGUACCGGAAGCUGUCCAAGAGAAACGGCGGCAAUUUAAAUAAAAAAUAGCUGGAUACCACCCACUUCACCAUCCCACUUGCGUCAGACAGAGUACUGCGGGGCGGAAGGCAAGAGGGAAACCACUGCCCUAUUUUUCCCUAAAACAGUAGCAAAGAAAAUGCUGCACCGACAAGAGCGUGGCUCUUAAAUUGAUGACGAGCUGGAAACCCAGCACA
Pectinophora gossypiella (pink bollworm) is the source of this 2053-nucleotide messenger RNA. RefSeq names its product xylulose kinase. The transcript is spliced from 10 exons. Gene Ontology annotation, molecular function: D-xylulokinase activity. Gene Ontology annotation, cellular component: cytosol. NCBI's taxonomy places the organism in Eukaryota, Metazoa, Arthropoda, Insecta, Lepidoptera, Gelechiidae. The record is from RefSeq and is a predicted model, not a curated record. Bases 53 to 1642 code for a protein of 529 amino acids. Gene Ontology annotation, biological process: D-xylose metabolic process; xylulose metabolic process.